Molecule: messenger RNA, 1593 nt
Organism: Raphanus sativus (radish)
Lineage: Eukaryota; Viridiplantae; Streptophyta; Magnoliopsida; Brassicales; Brassicaceae
Product: triacylglycerol lipase OBL1
Biological process (GO): lipid metabolic process
Molecular function (GO): triacylglycerol lipase activity
Source: RefSeq, a predicted model, not a curated record
UAUGUUACAUAUCUAAUUGCAUUUGCAUUACAAUACGACACACACGAAUUAAAUCAACAUGAUUAGCAGCGACGAAGACGAAGGGUUUCCUAGAGGAUAUCUCAUUCUUAGACCCGAAGAGCUCAGGCCAUUAGAACUUCUCCGUCUCUUAUUCUCCAACGAUAUUGAGAAGCGGAGAUUAGUCAAUAGCUCUGAAACCAAAGAGCACAGAUUCCGACGUCGAUGGCUUAUCUUCGUCUCUCUUGUCCUCCUCAAGCUUCUUCAUUUCCUCUCAGAGCCUUUAGCUCUCGUUGGCUCCGCCUUGGAAUUCUCCUUGAACUUCCUCUCCCAUAACUCCUUCUCCGGUUUCUUCCUCCGAGGAGAAGUAGUGAUGCCGAAAACGACGUCAGAGAAUUACCUAUCAUUCAUUGGACAUUUAGAUAGGAGAAUAAGUUUAGACAAGACCAAAAGUCGUGAAGAUGGAGAUUUGUACUAUGCUGCAUUGUCCAUUAUGUCUUCAAAGCUUGCAUAUGAAAACUCGGCUCGUAUUAAAUACGUCGUCGAAAACCACUGGAGUAUGAAGUACUUAGGCCUCAAUGACUAUUGGAACGAGUAUCAAGAAAAGGAAACAACACAAGCUUUUAUGAUGUCUACUGAUCAAGAGAAAACGGUUGUGGUUGCGUUUAGAGGCACAGAGCCUUUUGACUCUGAAGAUUGGUGUUCAGAUUUCGACAUUACAUGGUACGAGCUCCCAAACAUUGGGAGGAUCCAUGGUGGUUUCAUGAAAGCUCUAGGGCUUCAAAACAAUUGCAGUUGGCCAAAGAAACCUCUCCCAAACCCUAACCGACUGUCCCCUUUAGCAUACUACUCUAUAAGAGAUUCCUUGAAAGCUUUGAUAGCUCAGGACGAACAUACUAAAUUUGUUCUGACUGGUCAUAGCUUAGGAGGAGCUCUCGCGAUAUUGUUCGCAGCUGUGCUGGUGAUGCACGAUGAGACCGAGUUGUUAGAGAGGCUUCAAGGUGUUUAUACAUAUGGACAACCUAGGGUUGGAGAUUCAACGUUUGGUGAGUUUAUGGAGAAGAAAUUAGAAGAAAAUGAUGUAAAGUACUAUAGAUUUGUUUAUAAUAACGACAUUGUCCCGAGAUUACCAUACGAUGAUAAAGAUUUGAUGUUCAAACACUUUGGUACUUGCAUCUACUAUGACCGACACUAUCAACCAAAGGUUUUGAGAGAUGAAUCGGACGAGAAGUAUUUCUCGUUGUGGGGGAUUAUAAGGAGGAUGUACAAUGCAGUGUUGGAGUUUAUAAGAAGUUUCACGAUUGCUACUGAGAAAGGAUCAGAGUACAAAGAAGGAUGGUUGUUAAAGCUUGCUAGGGCUUUGGGGAUAAUACUCCCCGGGAUAUCGAAUCAUACACCUCAAGAUUACGUGAAUGUCACAAGAUUGAGCCCUUCUUUUGUUUUUCAAAUUCAUAGAGAUGUGGCCAUAAGAUGAGAGCUUAUAAUGGUCUCAAGUCUUAGCGUAAAUGGGCCUUAUAUUUGGCCCAACAAAGGACGAACAAAAAUAACUUAAUUGACUAUGAUAUAAAAAUCACAAAAAUAGAAUAUUUUAUCCGA